This is a messenger RNA of Mangifera indica (mango), 1367 nucleotides long. Its product is annotated as cinnamoyl-CoA reductase-like SNL6. The transcript is spliced from 5 exons. NCBI's taxonomy places the organism in Eukaryota, Viridiplantae, Streptophyta, Magnoliopsida, Sapindales, Anacardiaceae. Gene Ontology annotation, molecular function: 3-beta-hydroxy-Delta5-steroid dehydrogenase (NAD+) activity. The coding region runs from base 86 to 1129 and encodes 347 amino acids. The record is from RefSeq and is a predicted model, not a curated record. Gene Ontology annotation, biological process: steroid biosynthetic process.
UACCGAAAUUCUGCUGUUCUAUAUCACACUCUCUCUAUUAAUAUUAGCCCAUGAACGCUCUGGAAGAGUGAGGAGACUGAGAGAGAUGGUGAUGGAACCAGUAGUGGCUGGGUCCGAACUCCUAGAGUUGCAUUUUGCAGCUUUGAGUGAAGGCCAGAAGAGUUGUAAAAAUGUGAAAGGUUUUACUAGUCAUGCAGGUUUGAAAGGAAGAAAGGGAAAACUUAUGGUUUGUGUGACAGGUGGGAAUUCUUACUUGGGGUCUUGUAUUGUGAAGGAACUAUUGGCUCAUUCUUAUCUUGUUAGAGUCAUCAUUCAAAACCCAGUGGAUUUUGAGGACGUGAAGAGGCUUUUCAGAGAAGAAGAGAUGAACCAACUAGAGAGUGUUGUGGUAGCAAAGAUGGGAGAUUUAGUGGGUCUUUGUGAAGCUUUUAGGGGCUGCCAUGCUGUCUUUCACACCUCCUCCUUUAUUGACCCACAUGGGGUCUCUGGCUAUUCAGAACAGACGGCAUUUCUUGAAACUGAAGGAGCAAGGAAUGUCAUUGAAGCUUGUGGCAAGACAGCUUAUGUGAAGAGAUGCAUUUUCACUUCCUCUCUUCUUGCCUCCAUCUGGAAUAUCGAUAAAGUAGACGCCAUUGUCGACGAGAGUUGCUGGAGCAAUGAGGACUUCUGCAGAGAAAACAAGUUUUGGCUUGCAUUGGGAAAGACAGAAGCAGAAAAGGUUUCUUGGAGCAAGUCAAGAGAAAUGAAAGUGAAGCUUGUCACUGUGUGCCCUGGACUUCUCAUGGCUCCAUCAUUCCCAAAUGCUCACAAAGAAACCUCUCUUCCCUAUCUUAAAGGUGGGCAGUUGAUGUUGCAAAAGGGGUUGCUAGCAACUUCAGAUGUGAAGAAGGUAGCAGAGGCACAUGUCCAUUUGUAUGAAGCCAUGGAUUUUGGAGCUUGUGGACGAUAUCAUUGCUUCGAGAGAAUUAUACAGAGCUUGGAGGAAGCCGUUAAACUUGAAAGUGAGUUAAACAUGCCUGGUUUGCUAUCAGAAGCACACACAGAUGAAGUAGACAGCAAUAAGCUUAGCAAUUCAAGACUAGCCAAAUUGUUACAUCAAACCUCUCAACGCUUAUCCUGUAAACAAUGAAAUCCCAGUUGUAAAAAACAGUAGAAAUUCUUUGAAGUAAUGUUUUUUUUUUUUUUUUUUUCACUAGUUAAAGUAAAUAUUAACACAAAAACAAAGGACUAGGAAAGGUCCAAGAACAACCAAAGCUCAUAUUUCAAAAGCAAAGGAUAGCAAGAGCAGUCCAAAGAUCUGGAAAGCUUAUCUUUGAAGUAAUGUUGCUUAGCCAUUCAUUCAUAUAAAGAUGAUUUCUACUAUAAAA